Messenger RNA from Cornus florida, 1341 nucleotides. RefSeq lists its product as uncharacterized. The transcript is spliced from 6 exons. Bases 1 to 1341 code for a protein of 446 amino acids. The record is from RefSeq and is a predicted model, not a curated record. Lineage: Eukaryota; Viridiplantae; Streptophyta; Magnoliopsida; Cornales; Cornaceae. Gene Ontology annotation, molecular function: RNA-DNA hybrid ribonuclease activity; nucleic acid binding.
AUGCAGGGUUUUCAUAGUCGGUAUCUUGGGGUGCCGGCUAUUUUGGGUCGCUCUAAAUGGGAGGUGUUUCAGUUUCUUCUGACAAAAAUUCAGGAUAGGCUUUCUUUUUGGAAGGCAGAAUCUCUAUCCACGGGUGGCAAAGAGGGGCAAAAGCAGGGGCUGUUAUAUCAGCUUUAUAAAGCUAAGUAUUUUCCUGAUUCGCCAAUACUGGAAACUUCGUUGGGCUGUCAGGGAGUCCGCUCAUUGAUUGGGAAUGGAACCUCUACGCAUAUUUGGAAGGAUCAUUGGGUUCUUACGCUUCCGGAGAAGCUUCCUUUACCCCCGGAUCUACCUCCAUUUUAUUCUGUGGAUGCGUUGAUUGAUUAUUCUACAUCUUCGUGGAAGGUAGACAUUUUGUUUCAGUUAUUCCCUCCUAGUACGGUGCAAGAAAUUCUCAAAAUUCGUAUCAGGGUUAAUCAUAAUAAUGGGGACUGGUCUUCUAUUUGGCGGUGUCGCACUUUGUCUAAGGUUCGCGUCACUUUGUUGCGCCGCGGCUGUGUGGUAUCGUCUCUUUGUCCUCGUUGUGGUUUACAGGAGGAUACUGUUGUGCAUCUUCUGUUUUAUUGUUCUCAUUCCAUUCAAGUGUGGAAGUUAUCUCCAUUGCGGCUUGAUUUUUUGGGUUAUUUCUUUUCAUUCUUUUCGGGUUGCUUGGACAUUUCUAUUACAGAAGCUCGGAAUCGGUUGGUUUUUGAGGGGUCUCUAUGGCAACCUGAGGUUGUGGUUCGGAGGGCGGUUGCCAGUUUUUGGGAAUUUUAUGAUGCUCGGACCCUUUCUUCUUCUUUGCAGCAUGCUCCAUCUAUCCUUUUGGUGGAUUCGUGGAGUCCUCCUCCAGCUGGUUGUGUGAAGUGUAAUUUUGAUGCUUCUUUUUGUGGGCAAUCCUUGCAAAGGGGAGGUGGAGCAGUUUUCCAUGAUUUUCGGGGUCAUGUUCUUCAGGCAAUUAUUUUUCAUUCGUUUUCUGCUUCAUCUUCGUUGGAGGCAGAAGUGGUAGUGUGUCAACGAGCCGUUCUUUGUGCGUUGGAUUUAGGCUUUUCGUGUGUUUGGUUUGAAUCGGAUUCCGUAGUUGUGGUGAAUGCGGUGUUGCGCAGGGCGACUUGUCCUUCAGAAAUUGCUUCGUUAUGUUUUGAUAUUACACGGGAUUGGCGGCGUUUUUCAUCUGUUUCUUUGACUCAUGUGUGUCGCCAGGGUAAUCGGGUGGCUCAUGAGUUGGCAGCUCAUUCACGGAAUGGCUUUGGGGCGGAUCAGCUUUUAUCUUCUUUACCUCCAUCUGUUGUUCUUUUUGUUGUGGCAGAUAUUGGUUCUUAG